AUGCUGCCUCGAUGGAGUUUAGUCUCAGGGAGGACCGUGUUAGGCCUUUCUAUACAAAUUCUCCUCCUGGCUCCGCUCACAUUGUCUGACACUAGCGAGGGAAGGGACACUACCUCUUUUCCUGUUGCAACCAAUGGCCAGCGUUUCCCCUGGAAUAAGAUGCGGCUGCCCAAAACAGUGACACCGCUGCACUACGACCUUCUUGUCCACCCCAACCUGACCUCCCUCGACUUCCACGGGAUGGUUGAGAUCCAGUUGGAGGUCGUCCAAGAUACCAGCGCUGUCAUACUGCACAGCAAGGGCCUCCAGAUCUCCGAAGCAGCGUUGCUGGAGUCGGGCACAAUACACCCGCUUCGGGUUCUCCACUUACCGGCCUUCGAGCAGGUGGCGCUUCUUUCCGAUGACAUUGCACUGGCCAAGGGGGGACAAUAUGCGGUUCGCUUGGAUUUUAGCGCUAAUCUCUCCGACAGUUUUCAUGGAUUUUAUAAGAGCACUUAUCGCAGUCGCGACGGGGAGGUCAGGGUCCUGGCCUCCACCCAUUUUGAGCCCACCCACGCCCGCACCGCCUUCCCCUGCUUCGAUGAGCCGGCCUUCAAAGCAAACUUCACCAUCCGCGUCCGCAGAGAGACCAAGCAUAUUGCCCUGUCCAAUAUGCCAAAGGUGAAGACAGUGGAGCUGGCAAGCGGACUGCUGGAGGACCACUUUGACGUCAGCGUGAAGAUGAGCACCUACCUGGUGGCCUUCAUCGUGUCUGACUUCCUGUCUGUGAGCAAGACCACCCAGCAUGGAGUAAAGAUCUCGGUGUAUGCAGUACCAGAGAAGAUCGAUCAGGCAGAGUUUGCUCUGAAUGCUGCAGUCAAGCUCCUCGACUUCUAUGAUGAUUACUUUGGCAUCCCAUAUCCACUUCCUAAACAAGAUCUGGCCGCGAUCCCUGACUUUCAGUCAGGCGCCAUGGAGAACUGGGGCCUGACCACAUACCGGGAGGCCGGCCUCCUCUUCAACCCAGAAAAGUCCUCUGCCUCCGACAAGCUGGGGAUCACCAAGGUCAUCGCCCACGAGCUGGCCCACCAGUGGUUUGGUAACCUAGUGACCAUGGAGUGGUGGAAUGACCUGUGGCUGAAUGAGGGUUUUGCCAAAUUCAUGGAGUUCGUCUCUGUCGGCAUCACCUACCCUGAGCUGCAAGUGGAGGAUCAUUUCCUGGAAAAGUGUUUCGAGGCCAUGGAGGUGGACGCUCUGAGCUCCUCCCAUCCUGUCUCCAGCCCGGUGGAGGACCCUGCGGAGAUUCGGGAGAUGUUUGAUGAUGUCUCGUAUGACAAGGGAGCUUGCAUUUUGAACAUGCUGAGAGAUUUCCUGACCCCGGAGGCCUUUAAGGUCGGCAUUAUCCGCUACCUUCGGCGUCACAGCUACCGGAACACUGUCAACACCGACCUCUGGGAAAGUCUGACCAAUACAUGCGAGUCAGACGAGCUGGAGGAGGGAAGACUACGAGGAGAUGGAUUCUGUUCUGGGAGGAAGCCCCAGUCCGCAGCAUCUAAGUGGUACAUGGAGGACGACCUGGACGUGCGGGCGAUGAUGGACACCUGGACCCUGCAGGAGGGGUUUCCCACUGUCACCGUGGAGGUCAGAGGUCGAGAGGUCAGACUGAGCCAGGAGCGAUACCUCAAAGGUGAAGACUCUUCACAGACCUCUGGGUUUCUAUGGCAAGUCCCACUGACCUACAUCACCAGUCGCUCCAGCACCAUUCAUCGAUUCCUGUUGAAAACUAAAACAGAUGUGCUGUACCUGCCAGAGGAAGUGGACUGGAUCAAGUUCAACGUGGACAUGAGCGGGUAUUACAUAGUGCACUAUGAGGCAGGGGGCUGGGACGCUCUGAUCGCCCUGCUCCGGCACAACCACACAGCCCUCAGCAGCAACGACCGCGCGAGUCUCAUCAACAACAUCUUCCAGCUGGUCAGUAUUGGGAAGGUGCCUCUGAGCAAGGCGCUGGACCUGUCCCUAUACCUGAGCCGGGAGACAGAGAUCAUGCCCGUCAUGCAGGGGUUGGGGGAGCUGGUGCCCCUCUACAAGCUGAUGGAGAAGAGGGACAUGCAGGACGUGGAGAACCAGAUGAAGGGCUACAUCGUGCGCCUGUUCAGGGGGCUGAUAGACCACCAGUCCUGGAGUGACGACGGCUCGCUGUCUCAGAGGAUGCUGCGCAGCACCCUGUUGCUCUUCGCCUGCGUGUGCGGCUACCAGCCCUGCGUCCACGCCGCCGGGGAGCUCUUCCGCAAGUGGCGGGAGUCCGACGGCAACAUGAGUCUGCCCAGUGAUGUCAGUCUGGCGGUGUACGCGGUGGGAGCUCGUACUCCUGAGGGCUGGGACUUCCUGCUUGAGAAAUACCGCCAUUCUCUCUACUCCUCCAUGAAGAGGCAGAUCAAGGUGGCCCUGUCCAUCACCCCACUGACUGACAAGCUCCAGUGGAUUUUGGAACAGAGUCUGGAGGGAGGCGUUCUAAAGACACAGGACCUUCCUAACGUCCUCAUCCAGGUCAGCAGAAACCCCAAAGCCUACAGGCUGGGCUGGGACUUCCUGAGGGCCAACUGGAACAGGCUGGUGAAGAAGUUUGACCUUGGCUCGCCCUCACUUGCACAAAUGGUGACUGGAGUAACCAAUAAGUAUUCCACCAGGGAAAUGCUGGAGGAGGUACAGCUCUUCUUUGGUUCGCUGACGAAGGAGACAGGGGCGGGGCUGCGUUGCAUCCAGCAAGCCGUGGAGAGCAUUGAGGAGAACAUCCGCUGGAUGGAUAAGAACCUGCCCCAGCUCAAGGCCUGGCUGGACAGACAAGGGACCCCGGGGCAGUCCUCCAGAACCACAGGGGCUUAAAACGCAAGUGAG
Megalops cyprinoides (Indo-Pacific tarpon) is the source of this 2874-nucleotide messenger RNA. Its product is annotated as endoplasmic reticulum aminopeptidase 1-like. The transcript has 18 exons. Gene Ontology annotation, cellular component: cytoplasm. Gene Ontology annotation, molecular function: peptide binding; metalloaminopeptidase activity; zinc ion binding. The record is from RefSeq and is a predicted model, not a curated record. Lineage: Eukaryota; Metazoa; Chordata; Actinopteri; Elopiformes; Megalopidae. Bases 1 to 2862 code for a protein of 953 amino acids. Gene Ontology annotation, biological process: peptide catabolic process; proteolysis.